AAUGUUUGAGUAAAAUGUUUGUUUUAAGUCAAAUACAAAAAGUUCUAAAAAAUGUCAACAAAAUUAUUAUUGAUUUUUAAUUGUACUUUGUUAGCCUCUCAUACUGGUCCUAACUUCCAAUUUUCAUCCAACUUGCAUCGCCCAUCUUGGCGUUCAUUUCACGCUUGUAUUUCUGUCCAUCAACAUCAACGCAAAAAUGUAUUGGCUUUUGUCAGGCCAUCUACCAUUCAAGGCAAGAACAGAUCAAACUCCAACAAUUGGCAAAAUAAUAUGAAACGCAGCAAUGAAGAGCGCAAAACUAUACCGAAGUUAGUAUAUUUGCAUAAUCCCUGGAAAUAUUUUUUGACGAAAUUCAAUUUGUGGAAAUUACGUCUGCUUUGGGAUCGCCAGUUUAAAGAGCAGGAAUUCCUUCACGGAUCAAAGCAGGCUGCCAUUGUGAUCACGGAUAUUAUUCGCACUCAGAAUACAGAAAAAAUUAACAAAUUUACGACACCUGUUGGUUUUCAACAAAUUACACGUGAUAUGUUGCUCUCCAGAAAUGACACACGGCUGAAAUUGGUGAGAUUCGAAAUGGAGCACUUACGCAGAGCGAUACCAAUGAAGGUGUCGAUACGAAAAAAUUUCGGACGCCGUUAUUGUUUCAUUGAUAUGUUAUUUGUUGGCCUGCGAAACACCAAGGACUUUGAAUCUACAGAGGAGUUGGUGGAAAUUAACGAAGUGUUGCGUAAACUUGACACGGAUAUGCGCACACCCAUGGAAGUUAUGGCAGUGCCACAUCGCAUUGUUUUUGCUGAGAUUUUUAUGCGCUUCCGCCGGGACUACACACCUCCCACGGACAAUCCAUCGAACAAUGUGCGAGACAAGGACUGGUCGGUGUCAUUCUACAAAAUCCUAACAUUCGAUGUACUGAACUAUAGUCCUAAGUCAUAAUCAAUGCAAUACUAAUAUUAUUUUCCAAUACAUAAAGAAAUAAACUAGGCUGAGAGUUUCCAAAAUUA
Anastrepha obliqua is the source of this 998-nucleotide messenger RNA. RefSeq lists its product as uncharacterized. Gene Ontology annotation, biological process: inner mitochondrial membrane organization; protein insertion into mitochondrial inner membrane from matrix. Gene Ontology annotation, cellular component: mitochondrial inner membrane. Gene Ontology annotation, molecular function: ribosome binding. The record is from RefSeq and is a predicted model, not a curated record. Lineage: Eukaryota; Metazoa; Arthropoda; Insecta; Diptera; Tephritidae. The transcript is spliced from 3 exons. Bases 52 to 930 code for a protein of 292 amino acids.